Messenger RNA from Thermothielavioides terrestris NRRL 8126, 970 nucleotides. RefSeq lists its product as uncharacterized. The transcript has 2 exons. NCBI's taxonomy places the organism in Eukaryota, Fungi, Ascomycota, Sordariomycetes, Sordariales, Chaetomiaceae. The coding region runs from base 1 to 690 and encodes 229 amino acids. The record is from RefSeq and is a predicted model, not a curated record.
AUGGCCAACAGCUUCCUCCCCUUCGAACCAGCCGGGGACUCGGUCAUCGAGAUCCUCUGGGACGUCGCGCUGGCCUUCUUCGUCGUGCGCCUGGCCCUGCUCUACGCCGCGCUGGUCUUUGGCACCGCCCUGCUCCUCUCGGCCCUCCUGCACCGCCUCCUCGCCCCGGGAACAACAACAACAACAACAACCCCAUCCCCAUCCCUACCGCUCCCGCUCCCGCUGCCGGCGCUGGUCCUCACCCUCUCGGCGAUCUACGCCAGGCUCCUCGUCGUGCGCUGCGAGGUGCCGCGCGCCGCCUGGUUCCGGCUGGCCAUCGGCGGCGUCGCGGCCGCCGUCGUCGUGCUGGCCGAGGCGCUGGCCGGGCUGGUCGGGUACGAGGUGCUGGGCGGGGGGGCGAGGGGGAUCGGGGAGUGGGCCAUGGGCGGGUGGCGCAGCUGGGUCGGGGUCAUGGUUGGGUUUGCGGCGAUGCCCGUGCUGUGGAUGGGGUUGGAGGGCGGUGGUGGUGGUGGUGGUGGUGGUGGUGGUGGUGGUGGUGGUGGUGGUGGUGGCAAGGCGGAGGGGGAGGGGAAGGGGCGGUUGGGAUUGGUGACGGAGAAGGGGGAGGGGAAGGGGGAGGGGAAGGGGGAGGAGGCUGCACCGCAGGCUGAUGUGUCAGAAAAGAAGACAACGGAGGUGCAGCAGGGUUGAAGAGGACGUGAGGUAACAUAAGUAUCGGGAACGCUUGGUGAGAUGUGGGUGUAGAAUGCAAAGGACCUCAUGAGGUUGGCGUUGUCAGACGCAGUGCCUGCCGUCGAUACCUACGUAUUUGGAGUUCCAUAUUCGGAGCUUGGUUGUUACCUCCUCAGGUUGUUCUCUCAUGGUACGGCGUUACGGUGCUCAGGUGUCUGGCUUUUGAAACUGCGAGGGGAUGAGGAAAACCAGCAAUGGAUAGGGACGGUUUCAAUGAGGGAGGAUAUUGGAUGUUGAG